This is a messenger RNA of Hyposmocoma kahamanoa, 1003 nucleotides long. RefSeq names its product exosome complex component MTR3-like. The coding region runs from base 80 to 1003 and encodes 307 amino acids. The transcript is spliced from 4 exons. NCBI's taxonomy places the organism in Eukaryota, Metazoa, Arthropoda, Insecta, Lepidoptera, Cosmopterigidae. The record is from RefSeq and is a predicted model, not a curated record. Gene Ontology annotation, cellular component: cytoplasmic exosome (RNase complex); nuclear exosome (RNase complex); nucleolus. Gene Ontology annotation, biological process: U4 snRNA 3'-end processing; poly(A)-dependent snoRNA 3'-end processing; rRNA catabolic process.
UCACCCUUGUGGCUUGUUGUUGGUUUUGGUUACCUUCACAAACCACUAAUCGUUCUUUGAAUUUUGUUUCUAACCAAAAAUGCCUCUUGAUUAUCGAAGAUUCAACGGUCCCGACGACAGUGUUUCCUACAAACGGUUCACAAAAUCAUAUACAAAGAGUUUUGAUGAACUUCGCGAUGAAUUAUUGGAUAAAAAUGGCAAAAGAAGAGAUGGGCGCGCAUUGGAUGAAGCGCGAUCCUUGUUUGCGAGAACCGACAUGGUGAGCCAAGCUAAAGGGUCUUCAUACGUAGAACAAUAUGACACUAAAGUUGUAUGUUCAGUUUUUGACCCUAGAGAAAUACCGCAUCAGAAUGAAUUUAGUCAACUGGGUCAAAUAUUUUGCGAAGUGAAGUUCGCGCCUUUUUCGUGCCCGCGAUAUCGCCGUCCUGCAGCGCCAGACGCUGAAGAGAAAGCUCUGUCUGACACUCUAAGAAAGGCGUUGGAACCAGCUGUGUGCAGGCAUUUGUUUCCUAAUUAUCAGAUUGAUGUAUUCUUGUACAUCCUAGAGCAUGAUGGAGCAUGUUUAGCUGCAGCCAUAAAUGCUGCUGGCUUGGCUCUGGCUGACGCUAGAGUCCCAAUGUAUGAUAUCAUUACUUCCUGCUCAGCUGCUAUCAUUGGAGACCAGAUAUUCCUGGACCCUACAGAAUCAGAGGAACACCUUGCCAAAAAAUGUCCAAAUAAUGAACUUAACCAUGGCAUUAUAACAUUGUCUAUGUUGUCAGAAUUGAAGCAAGUAUCAAAUAUUAAUCAAAUUGGAUCAAUGGAUGUGGAAUGCCUAACAAAAGUCAUGGAUAUUUUAGAACAAGAGUGUGAACAAAUAGUUCCAAAUAUACAAAAGGUGCUUGUUAUGAAUGUUGUCAAUUGUCAUGAGCAAAGGAAACGUUUGAAAGAAGACUCUAAGGAGAGAGAGGCCAUUCUUGAUGCUAAACUCGAGGAAUGGAAAAAAUUAAUACAAAAUGGAUGA